GAAGUACAUCUAUCACAGGACCAGAUUUAUCUGAUAACCUUCCCUACCUGAUUUAAGUAGUAAAUAUCGCGAACAUGGCUCCAUCCGUUGCCCAAGAGCCAAUUCCCCAGCCUGAGAUCCAGGUCAAACAGGCGUUUGACGAAAAAACCCACCAGGGGUACAAAUAUGCUCAAUACCUCCCGGUUUAUGACAACACCACAGUUUUUCCACCCACUGAGCCCUUCGAGGUUGUUGACAAAGGUACUCUAGCCGACAAAGCCAAGCCUCACCUCUUUGCAACCAAUGAUCCAAAUGUCUCUAUCACCAAACUCACUCCCCGAAUCGGAACCGAGAUUAAAGGCCUGCAGUUAAGCAAGCUUAGUGAUACUCAGAAGAACGAGUUAGCUUUGUUGAUUGCGGAGCGAGGAGUUGUUAUUUUCCGCGGCCAGGAUUUCAAGGACAUUGGACCUCAGAAACAGAAGGAGUUCGGCGAGUAUUUCGGAAAAUUGCACGUCCACCCAACAGGGGCUCAUGUUCAGGAUCACAUUGAAUUCCACAACAUCUAUCUUGGACCCGAUAACUUAUAUCGUGCUCAGAGCAGAUCUAAACGUCUGACGACGACUGGAUAUCAUUCUGACGUCUCAUACGAGCAUCAGCCGCCAGCCAUUACCAUAUUAACCCUACUCCAGGUCCCUUCAACUGGAGGGGAUACAGCAUGGGUGUCCCAGGUUGCUGCUUUUGAGCGUCUUUCUCCACCCAUCCAGAAGUUGCUCGAGGGCUUGAGAGCAGAGCACUCAGCAUAUCCGCAGGCAGAAGGAGCGACGAGAGAUGGGAAACAUGUGCGAAGAGCGCCCGUGAUUUCGAAGCAUCCGAUUGUGCGGAUCCAUCCAACGACAGGGGAGAAAGCUUUGUUUGUGAAUCCUGCUUUCACAAAGAGGAUUGACGGGCUAAAGGACGAGGAGUCGGAUGCUUUGUUGAAGUUGCUCUUUACGCACAUCUCGCAUGGCCAAGACUUACAGGUUCGCGUCAAAUGGGACGAUCAAACUGUUGCGCUUUGGGAUAACAGGAUUACUGCCCAUACUGCAAUCUCAGAUUAUGAUGUCACGAAUCCGUCGGAAGGUUUGAGACAUGGGUUUCGAAUCACGACACUCGGAGAGAGACCAGUAGGCGUGAAUGGUUUGGAGACGGUUUGGUGAAUUGGAUCUGGUUAUCGGGAGGGCGAUCUCAAGACGUUCAUAGUUUGACUAAGAGAGCCUUCUGGGAUUUAUCAUUUAGCGAAUAGCG
Molecule: messenger RNA, 1263 nt
Organism: Amorphotheca resinae ATCC 22711
Lineage: Eukaryota; Fungi; Ascomycota; Leotiomycetes; Helotiales; Amorphothecaceae
Exons: 4
Coding region: 75-1175 (366 amino acids)
Cellular component (GO): cytoplasm
Molecular function (GO): 2-oxoglutarate-dependent dioxygenase activity
Source: RefSeq, a predicted model, not a curated record